AUGUCACGUUUGACUGCCUCGCUGUUCCACAAGCCUUCGCCUUUCGUGUUUCCUCCCAUCCAAGCACCGCCCAGUCCCCCGGAAACGCAUUCAGAUACCAUUACCCUUGGCCCACAGACCGGUCCUCCGCCUCAUCCGUUUGGUUCUCAGGAUUAUAUUAUCAACGAGGCUAGUUUGGCAACCGGUAGCCCCGACACUUCUGGCUCUCGCUUCAAGAGGGGAUCCUCUCUGCCAUACCAUAGCUCAGGAGUCAGGGACAACAAGGAGAGGGGAACCCCUCGCAGCGCGAAAGCUCUCGUCAUCAUCAUCCCUCCUUCACCUCUGGUGCAAGACUACAGUCGUCUUGGACAUGCAUCUCACGUCGGGGCGUCCAACCGGUUAUCACAGGGUGUAGUUAUGCCGCUCUUUCCGACAUUAUUUGCUCAAUUAUCAGCCAUUGCGAAAGAGUUUAAUUUUCCCAGUACGACCGGCCUUUGUCUUUACUUCCAUCACAUUGAAGACGGAAUCACCAUAACACCACGCAUCUCGGACGAUUCUUGGCAAGCUAUCUGGGCUCAUCUUUCAGACCCUACACCAGCGAGCGGACGUCGCUUGAUUAGUGGGAAGAUGGAAUUCGAUGUUGACCUUCGCCUGGCUCGCUGGUAUUCAUCAUGGGUGUCCGCUAUACACAGAGAAAACACCGAACCUUUCACCUACCAUCCUUCCACAGCGCCGUCAUUGGCCCACUUCAGGGCGGACAGUCGCACAACAAUGGCGGAUGGACGUCCUUUAUUCGAGGAGGACGGUAAUGAAAGUGUGUUGAAGCAGUACCACAGUGCACCUGUCGGUCGCCACAUACCCCGAAAGCUGUCGCUCGUGGAGCGCUUUGACACAACUGCUCAGCCAGACCCAAGGGCCAGCGUGUUGUCAGCCUCUCCGCAAGACAUUCCAACUAACGGAUCGCACGUCCUUACGACGAUCAUGCAGGAGGACGAGCCUAAGACAGCGAAGCAGAAUUUGGAUAUUCGGGUGAAGUCAUGGAGGGCGAGUGCGCUCACGGCACCUGGCCCUCUGGCAGCCUCCGGUCAGACCAGUCUUGACCCUUCGAAUAUCCCGAACAACGUGGAGAUAGCGACAUCUUCUACUCCCGUAUCAGAGGAAGAAUUCAGAUUAGAGGACUUCACUUGGUCAGUCACGUCGGCGGGCCCUCUAUCCUACGGAGAGAUUUCACCAGUCUCUUGGAGCCGCACAUCGUCGGUUGAUUUGGCACACCGGGUAGAAGGGUCAGUAUUCAGCACGCUAUCCUACCACACCUCAAACGGUCCUCUUUCAUCUGGAGAGUUUUCGCCCGUCUCUUGGAGUGCUGUUGCAUCCGUUCAUUUAGCCGACCGUCUCGAAGGGUCUGUGUGCAGCACAGAAUCUUAUCGUACUUCCUUUGGACCAUCAGAGUACGACCCCCUCUCGCCUGCUUGUGACAAUGGCUACCCUGCCAUCCCGACCCCUGACAUCGCCCGCCGCUUCAUUGAGAGCAUUCCAUCCACUCCUGGGACGGCAACGACAUGGGGUGCGCCUUUAUCGUACCCACCUUCACCCCGAUGCGCCUCCCCAACGCUAUCUGUUGACCUUUGCGAUCGACUUAGGCUGGAUGACUUGGAACCACCUUUGCCUCAUUAUCCGCGUCCGGUGCCCGAAGACUCGCCUAUACCUUCAACAGAGGACAAAGCCCUGGCACAAAAGGUCAUCGACGUUUGGAGUGAGAAGCCCUGGUCACAUGUCUGGCCGUAUAAUCAGAAGUCGCAAGCCACUACGACCUCGGGAGCGGCAGGUUGGGCGAAAGUUGAUGUCGCGCGGGUUCUCGAGAAGGCUAGUCCUGCAGCACAGGAGGAGUCUGAAAAGAAGCAAUCAGGUUCGACCACUCUGUCGCCGGAGGCGCGUACCAAGGCGCAGAUGGUCCUGGAUACAUGGAACGACCGUCCUUGGUCGCACGUAUGGCCGUAUAACAAAUCUCGCACAGAAUCUGUAACUGCACGUCAGCCUGCUCUCAAAGCUUCAUCAGCUUGGAACAAGGUCAAGGCGCCCGAUGUGAUUUCGAAAGCGGUGGUUUUCAAGUGCGAACAGACAUACUCAGCGUUUGGAUAUCCUUUCCUCAGGAUUUAUGAACCUGUGUAUCCCCACUUCGACCUGUACCCUUCCUUGCCUGGUACCGUCAAUGCGUCCCAUGGUUCUGAUGAUACGGAAACCAGGCCCUCGUUCUGCACCGUUUACGUAGUCUCUGUGUAUCCCACCUUCGAUUUAUAUCCAGCUGUAUAUCCCUACAAUCUUACUAAUAUUUAUCCGAGUGUUGCCAGAUCCGCGGAGCUCGUUGGGGCUCAAGCGGCUUAUCCCUACUUCAAUAUCUACCCGGCGGUCAGGCCUCCUUACAACGCUUACCUAUCACUCUACCUAUCAACACCACGCUCUCAAUAUCCUGUCUUUGAACUUUACCCGACAGCAGCAUCGCUUGGCCAACAAGGCGACGCAUCCCGGUUGGUCACGGAGCUAAGUUCCCGGUCUCAGUCCGUCCAUCUCCACGUGUAUCCCGCUCUCAACAUUUAUCCUGCAGUGUACCCCUUCUUCGACCUUUAUCCCGAUGUAGCCCCGCUUCCUAGUGUCUGCAUUCAGCCAGGAGUUGCAGCUGUCUCUGUUGACCGUCCACUAUCAAGUACUGCAUGUUUGAAAGUGGCCAUCGCGCCAGCGUAUCCAUCUUUCAACCUCUAUCCGAGCGUCUACCCAUAUUUGGAUAUCUAUCCAGGGCCGUACUUCUCUUCUGAGGCAUCUCGACUUGUAGUUGAAUCAAGACAAAGCACUUCUGUCUCAAAGACGGCACAGCACCAAUUCGUCUUUGCUUCCACAGCGCAAUACCCCUACUUCAACAUAUAUCCAGCAGUUUACCCCAAUUUCGAUCUCUACCCCUCCAAGCUAGAAAUCCCGGUCGCUCCAGCCCCCACCCCAGCCCCGGCUGUCCCUCACCUUCAAAUCAACCGCAAGACAAAGGCGAAUAGCAGGUUGACCCACUCGGAACUGCAUGCCAUGGUUAUGAUGGAGAGAAUUAGUUCGAGAGGAUCUUUUGACCGUGCCGAUCUUCAGCCAAGGCUGCAACCAAGGCGACAAAACUCUAGCUUGCCUACACUGCCUUCAAGUAAUCUCAACGAUGCAGGGCACUCGUCGCGCCUGGAUGGUAUUCGGAGAAGCCUUAGCCUAUCGUCGAAUCAAAGCGGCGAUGUUCGACGACCUGAAGUUCUCAAGUUUGCGGGAACGGACUCCGGAAGGAACGAGGCCAUUGUCUACGCACACAAUGACAAGCAGACACUCGGUGUCGCACAAACGAGACAGCUUAGUGUUGCAGAGAGCAAAGGCCUAUGA
Cyclocybe aegerita is the source of this 3381-nucleotide messenger RNA. The record is from the annotation of a GenBank genome assembly. Lineage: Eukaryota; Fungi; Basidiomycota; Agaricomycetes; Agaricales; Hemipholiotaceae.